AUGGAUGCUAAGAAAGCCCCGCCCCCUCAUGGCGCCGUCAUCGACAUUGGCGGUAGCCAGAUGUACGGCGAUGUGAGUGAACGACUCAUGGAGGCCCUUAAGGCCCCGUAUUCUGCCAACGCCAAACCAGUGCUCCCGGACGAGUUGCUGUACGACGACGUUGGCCUCCCAAUCUGGAACGAAAUCAUCUUCACGCCCGAGUUUUACCAAACUCAUGAUGAGAUUGUUCUCUUCGACAAGCAUGGUGCUGAUAUUGCAGCACGUGUCCAGCAGGGCAUCACCGUGGUUGAUCUAGGAGCUGGUGACACCCGAAAGGUCGGCCACCUCCUGGCCGCAUUCAAAAAGGCCAAGGUAGAAACCACCUAUCUUGCCCUCGACAUCUCGAAGACUUCUUUGCACCAGAAUAUAGAGUAUUUGGUGAAGGAGCACCCAUCUGCGGGAUCUACCGUCACCUGUACCGGCAUCUGGGGGUCAUUCCAUGAUGGAAUGAAGUACCUGGAGGGGGUCAAGUCUCCACGACUCUUCCUCUCACUCGGAUCCGUCCUGUGCAACGACCCCUGGCCGGAGGCACUUUCGCACCUCAAGUUUUGGGCUAAUUCCUUGCGCACCGACGACUUCUUGCUGAUCGGCAUGGACGGCCAUCUUCUUCCCAACCACCGCGAGAAGAUUUGGAAUGCGUACCAUUCGUCCGACGAUUUGUACCGGUCUUUCUUCCUGAAUGGGUUUGCCAAAAUAAACCGACUCGCAGGUGAGGAUUGGUUCAAGGAAGAGGACUGGGAGUUCCUGGCCGAACUGGAAGAGGAGCCCACGACGCGCCACCGCUUCUACUUCCGUGCGAAGCGGGACAUCAACUUGGAGAAGAUUGGCCGUGUCAUCAAGAAAGAUGAAGAGUUCGACUGGUUCGACUCUCACAAGUACGGCGAAGACAGCGUUCGACUCAUGUGCUAUAAGGCGGGACUGAGCGUCAUCGAUGUCUGGCAAGCUCCGAAUUCCGAGUUCAGACAAUACCUUGUUCGAAAGAAGGGUGAUAAGGACCAGAGGGACGACGCCGAUAGUGCGGUGUCGGGAGUUAACUAAACUUCCUAGCCGACGGACCGCAAAACACUCCGAAACGACCAUUAAUACUACACCAAAAAGGCGAGCAGACAGUGCUGCGAUGUUUUUGAGAGGAUACCACGUGGGACAUGGGAGGGGGAGCAAGGAUAGAUAGACACUGCGGCCGUCUAUGUUAGGCACAGGGUCUCUUCUUCUUUGUCGUGGAUAUUUGUGACGAGGCGUUCCCACCAAGGGUGCCUCAUGCCGAUAGACUUUGGUAGCGCGGUGGGCAUAGACGGGAUUUCGACCUCGGCGUCGAUCCAGACCCAAAUGCGCUUUAAAGCCUGAUACAAGGGUGGCACGCUCUGAUAAGGACAGUUAGUACCUUAAUCCGUAAAGUAAUAGGUAGAGUCACGCGCAGCAGAACCAGACUGCAGACGAUAAUAAAAAGAGCGUGAGGAAAACGU
Ilyonectria robusta is the source of this 1502-nucleotide messenger RNA. Its product is annotated as histidine-specific methyltransferase. Lineage: Eukaryota; Fungi; Ascomycota; Sordariomycetes; Hypocreales; Nectriaceae. The record is from RefSeq and is a predicted model, not a curated record. Gene Ontology annotation, molecular function: methyltransferase activity. The coding region runs from base 1 to 1077 and encodes 358 amino acids. The transcript is spliced from 3 exons.